AUGUCGGGUCUCUACAGAGCGAUGAAGCCUCGCCGUUUGGUUGUCGCCGCAGCGGUUGUCCUUAUUUUCCUCGUGGUUCGAUACAAGCUCAUUGGGCCGAGUCUUGACCCGCUUGAAAGACAGGAGGCGAAAGAGAAAACAAACGGAGCGACCGCAGUGGCGGCCGAAGAGGAGUCAGAACUGCCUCCUCGGCCCUCGAAGGUGGUAGUACUGUGGACAAGCUGGAGGAGCGGCUCGACCUUCAUCGGGCAGCUUCUCACACGCGCCUCAAACAGCACGUUCUACAGCUACGAGCCCCUGCACAUGCACGGCGUUCAAGUCCUGGACGUGGACGACGCUACGACGCAGUCAGCCCUGGCUUUCCUGAAGGAUCUGCUCCUAUGUCGCCUUCGCCGUUGGCAGCGGGAGGUGGCCUACCUGGGCAGCCUUGGGAAAUAUCGAAGUCAAAACACGUUCCUGUGGAAGAGAUGCCCGAGACACCGUCAGCAGUGGAGGCUGUGUCGAAACGCGUCUUUUGUGAGCGAAAUCUGUAGGUCGGCGAGCCUCCACGUAGCUAAGGUGCUUCGUCUGAGCCUCCGCUGGGCGCGACCGCUUCUGGCUGACCGUGACCUUGACGUCCGGGUCCUGUACAUGGUCCGCGACUCCCGCGCAGUUUUAAGUUCUCGGGCAGCCAAGUCCUGGUGCAGAUCCCCUUCGUGCCGAGAUCCGCAGACGGUGUGUCCUCUCCUGGCAGCGGAUCUUCGGGAGGCUGACGCCUUGGCAGCUGAAUAUCCUCACAGGUUUAAAUUACUUAUCUACGAUAAGAUAUGCCAGCAGAUGUCAACGGUCCUCGAGGACACCAUGGCCUUCUUGGGCCUCCCGACGACGGCGGAACAGAAGCACCUCUUGAAAUACGACCAAGCAUAUUUCAGAAAGGCAUCCAUCGAGAAAAACAGCUCCCUGCAAGCACAGCUGUGGCGGAGAACGGUCUCUUUCCCAGGCAUUGUAGUGCCCACUCAGCAGCACUGCCGGACGUCGCUGGAGAAGCUGGGUUUAAGGAUAUUCUCAAAGGAGGAGGACUUGCGGAACCUCAACGUGUCAACGAUGGUCCGAACCCCUUCUCUUCUCUGA
Molecule: messenger RNA, 1110 nt
Organism: Penaeus chinensis
Lineage: Eukaryota; Metazoa; Arthropoda; Malacostraca; Decapoda; Penaeidae
Product: carbohydrate sulfotransferase 5-like
Exons: 6
Coding region: 1-1110 (369 amino acids)
Biological process (GO): sulfur compound metabolic process; N-acetylglucosamine metabolic process
Molecular function (GO): N-acetylglucosamine 6-O-sulfotransferase activity
Source: RefSeq, a predicted model, not a curated record